This is a messenger RNA of Galdieria sulphuraria, 585 nucleotides long. RefSeq lists its product as uncharacterized. The transcript has a single exon. Lineage: Eukaryota; Rhodophyta; Bangiophyceae; Galdieriales; Galdieriaceae. Bases 62 to 427 code for a protein of 121 amino acids. The record is from RefSeq and is a predicted model, not a curated record.
GGAAGAGCAGUUAUUCUAAUUUUGGUAUUCGGUCAACGAGGCGUGACGGUUUUCUUGCUUUAUGAUGCUAAGUAGUAACUCCUUCUCUUUAAACCUUUCGAACGAAGACUAUAUAUGGCCACUAGAAGAAGACCAAGAAGAAACAACAGAUAGUAGUGGUCCUAUGAUGUUAAGCCCACCGCUGCCAGAGGGCGCUUGCUUUAACUUUGAAGACAGAAACACUGUGUAUGUGCAUAGUAGAAGACCUGAAGACACUCCCAAGUCAUUUGAGCUAUAUUCCAUUCCGGAAGACUUGGCCUUGGAUAGUCCUUUUCCUAGCUGUGAGCAAACAACGUUUUUCACGACAAAACCUGAUAAAAGUUUCCUCCUGGAUAUUAAGAAUUCCUCACCUUUGAACAUAGGAAGGAUGCAAAACUCUAGAAGCUGAGCUUAGUUUAUUUGAAGUUUUUGACAACGACUCGGAAAACAGGGGUUGUCCUUGUAGUUUGUUGAAUAUAUUUUAUCAAAGGGUUGUUUGAGUGGAUUGAUAUUGUAAACUAGUAAAGUUUUCGCAUUUAUAUGAACUUUCGACACCGAUUCUUUACC